UGUUUCUUCAUUAUCUUCUGGCAUGAUUAGGAGAUGAUCAUCUGGGUCUAACAAUCACUGCCAGGAUAUCUGAGGGGAACUGUUGAAUUUAUCGGAUAAGUAGGAGAGAAGGAAACCAGCGUCUGCGGGGGAGAGGAUUUACAGCCAGGAGCAAAGUGGAGAUAAAGGAUCGGCUUGGGCUUUAUUAUUGCAGAGGGAAAAUAAAUGGCUAACUAUUCUUCAACUCAGAAUCACACUACAGGGCUAGAGGACCACUGCAAUGUGCCAAAUAACAACACAUACAAAGUCUUGUCCUGGGUGAUGGCUGGAGAAUUCAUUCUGGGUCUACCUCUUAACCUCUCGGUGCUCUACAUCUUCAUCUUCAGGUUCAAAUUCUGGAAGAACAACAGUGUGUUCCUCUUCAACAUUGUGGUUGCUGAUUUUCUGCUGGUGGCCUGCCUUCCUGUUAAGAUCCACCACUAUCAGAAUCAGGUCAGGCGCAGCGAAAAUGAGACGGUUUGCACCCUGAUGCUCUUCAUGCUGUUUCUCAAUCGAGGGGCCAGCAUCGCCUUCCUCAUCACGCUGUCCCUGGACCGCUACUUCAGCGUGGUCCACCUUGGGAGGAAAAACUGUGUCAAGGUGUUUAAGAAGUCUCCCCUGAUCUCCGUGCUUAUAUGGGUGUUCUUACUGCCGCUUACCAUCCCCACGUUGUUUGUCUUCUUCUCUCAGAUCAUUAUCCCAUUCAGCAUCUUGGUUUACUGCACAACUCGAAUCGUCAGUCGACUAAAGAGGAAGACGGUUGGGGAUAAGGCCAAGCUGAGGAGAGCUGUGUUUGCUGUUCUUUCUGUCGCCGUCGUCUUCUCCGUUUGCUUCCUGCCCAGCACAAUAGCACGAGCGGUGUUAUUGAUAGUACGGUUGAAAAACAUGCAAGACACAGAGAACAUAGUGGUCCAAGUGUUCGACACUCUCAUGGUUUUGUCCUACCUCGACUGCUUGCUGGACCCACUGGUUUACUGCUUUUGUAACUCAGGGUUUAAGGUUGCUUACAUAUCUACUUUCUUCCCUCCGGUACUUAAGAACAGAUUGCUGAAACCCGCCUCUUACGUGCCAACAACUACAACCACAACUCUUAACUCGGCAUCUAAAAUCAUUCCUUUACAAGUAGUGCAAAAAUGAUCAUUUCAUUGUAUACGUAUCUCAAAAAGUGGGAAAUUGCUGUUCCACCCAUACAGGUGCUUUCUGAGAAGCAAAGCUUUAAGCAUAAAGAGAAAAAAAAAUAAUGACCACAACCCAUAUUUAUCUUAAACAAAAGUUGUUUUUAAGUUGAAGUUGUAGAAAAGCAACUCAUACAGCACGUUUCAGGAAAGUGACCUAUUUCUAUAAAAGGGAAAUUGCUCAUUUUAAGUAAGGAAAAUUAUCUUUACUUAUCAGAAAAUGAAAUUUCAAGUUCGAGGAAAGGAUGUUUCUGUUAGGAACAUUACUCUAUUUCAAAACAAGAAAAAAAUAAGAGUUAUGUUUCAGGAUGUAAUCUUUUAAAUUCCACUAAAGAAAAUUUCUGGAUAUCACCUUUUAGUGAAAAAUAACUCAAUUUUAAGGAAAAUAGGAAAAAAGAAAGCUUAUAGUGACAGAUACAGAACCUGUUAUAUCUCAGAAAGUAACCAACAAGUUUUAGAAAAGACAACUGUGCAUCUCAGAAAUUAAUUGUUAGAAACUUAAACCUGACCACUAAAGUUCAGAGAAAGUAACCAUUAAGUUCCAAAAAAGUGACAUAACCACACAACCUGUGAAUUUUAGAAAAGUAAUCUCCAGCAGGGACUGAAAAUUGACUUCUGAGUUCAGGAAGGUUAGGAAAGUUACCAGUAGGAGCUAGCAGAGUUCCAUAUAUCUGUAAGGAAUGUUUCGGGGAAUAAACCUGAUAAAAAAAGGUUAAAUAACCUGUAAGGUUUUGACUUGUUUUAGGCUUUGCAUUACUUAAAUCCAGGUUUGACUAUUUUAGGAACAAUUUUGUUUUGUUGUCUGGUUAGACCUAUCUGGUCUACUUUGUUCUUUCUUUGUUUUGCUGCAUGUUGUGUGGCUGAAUAAUUGUAUAUAUAUAUAUUGUAUAUACGUAUGUAUGCAUUAGCACUUAUAUUUAUUUGUAUUUGGUUCAAACCAGGGGUGAAGCAGCUAAGAAUGUUUAAUCUUCAUGUCAAAGAGCCCAGCUUAGUAUUUAAAUGCUGCUAAAACUUGAACUUUUUCCCUAACACUGUAUGUUGUCUCCAUUUGCAGGGCUUUAAACAGACUUCGCCUCUUUCUGUUUCAAUUCACAAGCCUUCCAGUCGCUUUAUUUGACUAUUGCCAUUAAACCUGUUGUUGAAUCUGUUUCAUUUGUCAGCCACAACUAUAAAAAUGUAAGACCAGGAAUUUGAAAGCUUUAAUAAAGCUUGUU
Messenger RNA from Cyprinodon tularosa, 2407 nucleotides. Its product is annotated as hydroxycarboxylic acid receptor 2-like. The record is from RefSeq and is a predicted model, not a curated record. Lineage: Eukaryota; Metazoa; Chordata; Actinopteri; Cyprinodontiformes; Cyprinodontidae. Gene Ontology annotation, molecular function: G protein-coupled receptor activity. Gene Ontology annotation, cellular component: membrane. Gene Ontology annotation, biological process: G protein-coupled receptor signaling pathway. Bases 205 to 1155 code for a protein of 316 amino acids. The transcript has 3 exons.